Messenger RNA from Saprolegnia diclina VS20, 963 nucleotides. RefSeq lists its product as hypothetical. Gene Ontology annotation, molecular function: calcium ion binding. The record is from RefSeq and is a predicted model, not a curated record. The coding region runs from base 27 to 872 and encodes 281 amino acids. NCBI's taxonomy places the organism in Eukaryota, Oomycota, Saprolegniomycetes, Saprolegniales, Saprolegniaceae. The transcript is spliced from 3 exons.
CCUGACCAUUGCCUUGAGUACCUCGCAUGGGCUGCCUCCAGUCCAAGGUCGAGACGGCGCCGACGACGCCGGUUCGCGAGACGUACGAAGACGUCGAGUUGACUGCAUCGCAGAAGCGGCACAGCAUCGUCAAGCCCGUCGAGUCGUGGAUCAUGAAUCAGUCCGAGUACGUCGCCAAGUCCAACAUUGACAAGCGCAUCAUCGAGAUCCUUCAAGGCCGCAAGAAGACCAUGGUCGACAACAACACGUUCAACAAGUGCACCAACUUUGAGCGCGUCGCCCUGCAGUUUGGCAACGUCGAGAUCGCGUUCAUGUCGAUCCGCGAAAUGUACGAGCGCCACUGCGACGCCAAGGCCAUGACGCUCGACAACUUUUGCAGCGCGCUCACGUCGUUUGGCGUCACAACUGACGAGAACGCGGUGAAGGACAUCUUCAACGAGUCCGACAUCAUCCGCGACAAUGCGCUCAACUUUAACGAGUUCGCCGUCUCGCUCGCGAUCUGCUACCUUCUCGACAUCAUCCCCAACCUCUUCCACGCGCGCGGUGGCGGCGACGAAGACGAUGCACCCGGCGCCGACUACAAGGAGAUCGAGCGCGACGACGCACUCAAGAUUUCCAAGGCGUUCGAGACGGUCGUGAACGCGUAUCUGAUGUUUGACCAGGACGCUAGUGGCAUCAUCAAGUGGGGCGAAAUGAAAGAGAUUCUCAACAAGCCCGAGAGCUCGAAACUCAAGUCCAACGCAGCCCACGCAAAGUUCUUCAACGUCGAGCGAUGGAAGGAGCUCGACUGGAACAAGGACGGGAGCAUCAACUUUCAAGAGUUCUUUCUCGCGUUUCAAAAGUGGGUCGGGAUCGACGAAGACGAGGGAUAGACCGCUGCGUAUUUAUAAAAAAACUCGUGGAACUGGUACAGUAGGUAAUCUAUGGUUUGGGGUCAUUUUCGAAUCUCACUGCAGAUUGCCA